AUGUACGGUGAAGACGCGAAGACCGUCGAGGUGCUGGUGGAAAUGCAGGAACAGCACAGACUGCACGUGAAGAUCGUGGACCCGGCCUCUCCCCGGUACGAGGUGCCCGAGGCGGCCCUGAGGGUCCCCAGACCCGGGCAGGCGGCGGACAACCCCAUAUAUAGCGUGACCUUCACACACCGGCCCUUCAGCUUCAAGGUCACCAGGAGGAGCACCGGGGCCACCAUAUUCGACAGUUCUGUGGGGAAGCUGACGUUUUCUGCCCAGUUCCUGUCUGUGUCCACCCGGCUGGCCAGUUCUAACCUGUACGGACUGGGGGAGCACGUCCACAGGCGCUACAGACACGACCUCAACUGGAAAACUUGGCCCAUCUUCGCCAGCGGUGCCAACCCUUUUGGGAACUAUGAGAACCUGUACGGUCACCACCCGUUCUACAUGUGCCUGGAGGAUGACGGGAAGGCAAAUGGCGUCAUGCUUCUCAACAGCAACGCCAUGGACGUGACCCUCCAGCCGGGCGCCGCUGACUCCGCCCCCAUUGUGACGUACCGCGUGAUUGGCGGGGUGUUGGAUUUCUACAUGUUCCUCGGACCCUCCCCGGAAAACGUCGUGCAGCAGUACACAGAGGUCAGUGACCUUUCUCAGACAGAUAAUAUAUGUAGACGGUUGCCAUGCCAACCGACGGUUGCCAUGCCAACCGUGACGUACCGCGUGAUUGGCGGGGUGUUGGAUUUCUACAUGUUCCUCGGACCCUCCCCGGAAAACGUCGUGCAGCAGUACACAGAGUUGAUCGGGCGACCCGUAAUGCCUGCGUACUGGGGCUUGGGGUUCCAGCUUUGCCGGUGGAACUACACCAACACCGCGGUACUACGGGAAGUCAUAGAGCGGAACCGGGCUACGGGCAUUCCUUAUGAUGUCCAAUAUGGCGAUAUAGACUACAUGGAGGAUAGAAAGGACUUCACGUACGACGAGGAUCUGUACCAGGGGCUUCCGGAUCUGGUGCAGGAUCUGCACGAUCAUGGACAGAAGUACAUCAUUAUUCUGGACCCAGCCAUCACCAACUCUAACCGUCGGGACGGGUCGCCCUACCUCCCGUACCAGGACGGGCUUCGGGACGGCGUCUUCGUCAAGGCGGCUGACGGAGAGACCAACCUCAUCGGAGAGGACAUGAACGAACCAAAAAGUUUCAUGAACGGGUCCAACAACGGAUGUGAGAGCAACAGGUGGAACUAUCCUCCUUACAAACCCGCGAUUGUAGGCAGUAUUAUGUACGACCUGACGCUCUGUAUGGACGCCCAGCAGUUCUGGGGGAAACACUAUGACGUCCACAGCCUGUACGGACAUGGUAUGGCCAUCGCUACACGCGCGGCGAUGUCGCGAGUUUUCCCGACAAAACGUGGUGUGAUCAUCACCAGGUCUAGCUUCCCCGGGACCGGGCACUACGCCGGGCACUGGCUGGGCAGCAACAAGGCGGCCUGGGAGGACAUGGCCUGGUCUAUACCCGGGUUGUUCGAGCUUAACUUGUUUGGAAUCCCCUACGUAAGUAUUGAUGGUAUCUCCAAGUUUGUUCGUUUUGUAUGUCCUCCACAGGUCGGAGCGGACAUCUGUGGUUUUCUAUGGGACACUACAGAGCAGCUGUGUCAGAGGUGGAUGCAGCUCGGAGCUUUCUACCCGUUUUCUCGCAACCACAACCACAGGAACUACAAGGACCAGGACCCGGCCGUCUUCAGUCAGGCUAUGAUCGACUCUACCCGUGACGUCAUGAUGACGCGCUACACCCUGCUGCCCUACCUGUACACGCUGUUCUACCACGCCCACGUUACCGGGGCAACGGUCGUCAGGCCGCUCCUACACGAGUUCCCUACCGACUCCAACACGUGGGACGUUGACAGGCAGUUUCUGUGGGGCAGCGGGCUGCUCAUCUCACCUGUACUAACACCGGACACCACAACAGUAUCUGCCUACUUCCCUGACACUCCAUGGUAUGACUACUACACGGGUCAAGAGGUCGAAGGUCAGUACAGAGGUCAGACGGUGACCCUGGCUGCUCCACUGAACAAGAUUAACGUCCAUGUACGAGGUGGCACGAUUCUGCCGACUCAGCAACCUGCCAACACUACUGUCUACAGUCGGAAGAACCCGAUGGGUCUGCUGGUUGCCAUGGACGACUCGUCUGCAGCAUCCGGGACAUUGUUCUGGGACGACGGAGAGGCUGUCGAUUCAAUUGAAAGGAACGAUUACUUGUUCGUGAACUUCAGUGCAUCCUCGACUGAGUUAAUCUGUAAUGUCGUGGCUCUACCCUUGGGAGGACCGACUCCAAACCACUGGGCCAGUCUCCGGUACGGCACCGUGUCGGUCUACGGGCUCGCCCUCGGCACGGGGACGCCUACCGUCCGGGCUGGUCGCGUGAACGGCCCGCUACAGACCGUCGCCGCAAGCAGAGUGCAGUACGAUAGGGAAAACAAGGUACUUAGCCUGACUGACCUGCAGGCCAUGGACCUCCCCAUCACCCAGAGCUUGCGGUUCAACUGGGCGCAGACGUAA
Messenger RNA from Branchiostoma belcheri (Belcher's lancelet), 2541 nucleotides. RefSeq names its product sucrase-isomaltase, intestinal-like. The record is from RefSeq and is a predicted model, not a curated record. Gene Ontology annotation, molecular function: alpha-1,4-glucosidase activity; carbohydrate binding. NCBI's taxonomy places the organism in Eukaryota, Metazoa, Chordata, Leptocardii, Amphioxiformes, Branchiostomatidae. The coding region runs from base 1 to 2541 and encodes 846 amino acids. The transcript is spliced from 22 exons. Gene Ontology annotation, biological process: carbohydrate metabolic process.